UUAUUCAGUGGUGUUUGUAUCAUAGUGUUGAUGUUAACAUGUGUAGGUGUGAUGGCAUGAGUCCUUUAUAUGUAUCAUCAGAAAGAGGUCAAGCUGACGCAGUGAAGAUGUUAUUGGAAAAAAAGGCAGACGUUAAUAAGUGUCCACAUUUGGGAAAAGCUCCUCUAUCUAUGAGUUGUCAAGAAGGUCAUAUAGAUUAUUAUAUCGCAAAGAAGUUACUGAACAAAAAACCAGACAUUUACACGCUUAGUAUUGGUGAACCGACUCCCUUGAUGGUUGCCUGUCAUAACAAUCAUCUAGAUAUAGUAAGAUUAUUACUACACAGUAAGGCAGACAUAAAUAAGUGUUCAGAUGAUAACACAUCUCCCCUAUUUGUUGCUUGUCAGAUGAAUCACAUACAUGUUGUACAGCUGUUACUUGAUAACAAGGCUGACACUAAUAAGUGUAGAUACAAUGAAAUAUCUCCCUUGAUUAUGGCCUGUAAAAAGAAUCAUUUAGAUAUAGUAAAGCUGUUACUGUCCAACAAGGUAGAUAUUGAAAAGUGCACAACAGAUGGAGUAUCUCCCCUGGCGAUUGCUUGUCUGUAUAAUCAUGUUGAAAUGGUAAAGUUGUUACUUGACAACGCUGCAGAUAUUAAUAAAUGUGGAAAUGAUGGAGUAUCUCCCCUGUUGAUAGCUUGUCAGAUGGAUCAUGUUGAUAUAGUAAAGUUGUUAUUGAGCAAAAACGCAGCCAUUGAUAAGAGUUGUCAUACAGGAAUAUCUCCCUUGUAUACGGCUUGUGAGGAGAAUUAUGUAGAUAUAGUAAAGCUGUUACUUGACAACAAGGCAGAUGUAAAUAGAUAUGCAAAUGAUGGAACUUCUCCCUUGUUCAUUGCUUGUAAGAAAAAUCAUAAAGCUGUGGUAAAGCUGUUACUGGACUACAAUGCAGACAUUAACAAGUGUAAGGUUAAUGGAGCAUCUCCUCUGCUGAUGGCUUGUCAGAUGAAUCAUGUCGAUAUAGUAGAACAGCUAUUACUGUACAAUGCAGACGUAAAUAAGUGUAAUAAUGACGGUACGUAUCCCCUCUUGGUUGCUUGUGAAAUGGGUCAUAUAGAUAUAGUAAAGCUGUUACUGAAGAACAAGGCAGACAUAAAAAAGUGUGUUCACGAUGGAAGAUCUCUCCUGUUUAUGGCGUGUCAGGAGAAUCAUUUAGAUAUAGUGAAGCUGUUACUGGAUAACAAUGCAGACAUAAAUCAUUGUUUGAAUGAUGGAACAUCUCUCCUGUUAAUGUGUUGUGAUAUGAAUCGUAUAGAUAUAGUAAAACUGUUACUCGACAAGAAUGCAGACGUUAAUAAGUGUAAAGGUGAUGGAACAUCUCCCCUGUAUAUGGCUUGUUAUUUGAAUCAUGUAGAUAUAGUAAAGCUGUUACUCGACAAGAAUGCAGACGUUGAUAAGUGUAAAUGUGAUGGAGCAUCUCCCCUGAUUACUGCUUGUAUUUUAAAUCAUGUAGAUAUAGUAAAGCUGUUACUGGAUAACAAUGCAGACAUCAACAAGUGUACAGAUGACGGAAUGACUCCCCUGGAUUUUGCUUCGACUUUCAAUAAUGUAGCUACAGUAAAUUUGUUACGUUUUCGGGGGGGCACUUCGUAUAUACAAGGUGAUAGGACGUGACGCUGGAAUAGGUCACUUUUUCCAGCUUGAAAAUAUGGGAAUAGGUUGGGAAAACUAUCAGAAAUAUAUGAUAAGGUCGAUAAAGACCCAAUAACUUGUAUAUGAAAAGUCCUGUCAUAUUUUUACAGCCGAAAGUCCCGCCGUAAGAAAACAUAAUACGCAGAGUCUUAGUCUUAAAUAUUCCACUUUUCCAACACAACCCACGAAACCCAACUAACAUGGAAAAAGGUUACAAUUUUACCUACGCAAUAUAUGAAAAGGUAUACAUUUUUGAGAUCUAAAUUAUAUGAAAAGGGUGGGGUAACAGAACCCCAGCAACACCCCCUAUCAAUUAAGUAUUGAAAUGUCCCUCCCUUACCCCCCC
Messenger RNA from Mytilus californianus (California mussel), 2013 nucleotides. RefSeq names its product ankyrin repeat domain-containing protein 50-like. The record is from RefSeq and is a predicted model, not a curated record. The transcript has a single exon. Bases 39 to 1649 code for a protein of 536 amino acids. Lineage: Eukaryota; Metazoa; Mollusca; Bivalvia; Mytilida; Mytilidae. Gene Ontology annotation, molecular function: protein binding.